GUGUCGGUUCGUAGAACGUCAUUCUUUGGCUUUUCUAGUACACACCGAUGUGGUGGUGCCAUCUUGAAUAGCGAAUGGAUCGCUACAGCAGGACAUUGUGUUGAUGACUUACUCCUGUCACAGAUUCGCAUUCGAGUAGGCGAGUACGACUUCUCGAGUGUUCGAGAGCCUUAUCCUUACAUAGAACGCGGGGUGAAGAAGAAGGUCGUCCAUCCCAGCUAUAAUUUUUUCACUUACGAGAAUGACCUGGCCCUGGUGAAACUAGAGGAACCAGUGGAGUUUAGGCCUCACAUAGCUCCAAUAUGUCUGCCACCCGAUGACGAUAACCUGAUAGGCCGUAACGCCACUAUUACCGGGUGGGGGCGUCUUAGUGAAGGUGGCGUUUUGCCCUCUAUGCUACAAGAAGUGCAAAUACCAAUCGUCAGCAACACCAAGUGCAAGAACAUGUUCUUAGCUGCUGGAAGAAACGAAUAUCUUCCUAAUAUCUUCAUGUGUGCAGGCUUUGAAGAUGGAGGGAGAGAUUCGUGUCAGGGAGAUUCCGGUGGACCUAUGCAGAUCCAGGGAGAAGAUGGCCGAUGGUUUCUGGCAGGGAUCAUCUCUUGGGGGAUCGGGUGUGGGGAGCCAAACCUUCCUGGUGUUUCUACCCGAAUAUCCAAGUUCAAGGACUGGAUUCUGGAAAACAUAACGUAA
Molecule: messenger RNA, 690 nt
Organism: Limulus polyphemus (Atlantic horseshoe crab)
Lineage: Eukaryota; Metazoa; Arthropoda; Merostomata; Xiphosura; Limulidae
Product: serine proteinase stubble-like
Exons: 4
Biological process (GO): proteolysis
Molecular function (GO): serine-type endopeptidase activity
Source: RefSeq, a predicted model, not a curated record